Cordyceps fumosorosea ARSEF 2679 is the source of this 1095-nucleotide messenger RNA. RefSeq lists its product as hypothetical. NCBI's taxonomy places the organism in Eukaryota, Fungi, Ascomycota, Sordariomycetes, Hypocreales, Cordycipitaceae. The record is from RefSeq and is a predicted model, not a curated record. The coding region runs from base 1 to 1095 and encodes 364 amino acids. The transcript has a single exon.
AUGCUACACAAGGGAAUUAGCGUCGACAAGUACUUGAUUGGCCCCAGCUUCCGCGACCGACACCUUCAGUCAUUCGUCGAUCAUCUCAAUACGGAGAUGCCUCACGUCAAGGAUGCCUUCAUCGCCUGUGCGUCUCAUCUCACCGAAAACAAGAGCUUGCAACAAGUUGCUCAGGGCCAAAGCAUCGGCUACAGAAGAGCAGCCGCUGCAAUCGCGUCGCUCCGCAUCUCCAACAUCUAUACCGACAAUGACCUAUCUAUGAUCCUUAUCCUGGGAGUCGCUAUUGCGACGUUCACCCUGCACCAUUCGAGCUGCCUACCGAUAUGCAAAUACAUCCUAGGCCUGGUUAACUCAAUGUACGAAAAGGAUGAGUCCUUGAUUGAGCGACUGAGUUGCGAUGGUGCCGCAUUUCUCCUGUGCCUUCUCGGGACGGAGAUUGAGGAGUGUGUCAUCAACUGCCAGCUACCUACCAUCAGAAUCAGACCAGGCACGUUUAAUCAGCUGGUGGACCGCUUUACUGGUGUUUCUGCGCCUCUCUUCAUUCAUCUCUACGAUGUCUGUGACAUUGCGCAACAGUUCCAGCAGGCGCGGAAAGAAGCACACAAAGAAGCGGAUGCAGCUCUUGAGGGAAAAUUGCGCAGUCUUCAGGCCGUAUUGGAAAAAUGCAGCCCUACGGUAUCGGGGACCUAUUUGAACGGUAUCUGCACAACGCAUGAGGUCAUGAUAAUGAUGGCGCAGUACAAAGUUCUGCGGCUCUCGGCACUCAUCAUCCUACAUCGACUACGCCACCCAUAUGGGACCGAAGACAGAGAACCGCUCGCCAUGGCUACAGACAUUUUGAGGGAGCUUGACACGAUUAUGGAGGUCACAGGUCGUGCGAUUCCAUUUGCCGAUCUUCCCCACCUGGUCGCAUGCUUUGAGCUGAACAACGGCCAAGAGAGACGUGAUGCAUUGGAAAAAUUGCAUCGCCUUAUCAACUUUUCACAAUACUGCCGUACAGAACAACAAGCAUCGCUCGCUUCAUUUUGGGCUGCAAAAGAUCUAGCGAGCAAGAAAGACAUGUACUGGACCGAUGCGGCUGCUUGCAUUAAUUGA